AUGACAGACAAAGGAUUUUCACUGCUUCGUCCGAUCUUCUUCUUCACAUCCUUCUUUGUAACGUUGCACCUCGUUCAUGGAGACCUGAGUUAUUCCAUACCAGAAGAGAUGAAACGCGGGUCUGUCAUUGGGAAUGUAGCCAAAGAUCUCGGUCUUGAUCUAAGGACUUUUGUUUCUAGACAGGCCCGUUUGGAUUUUGAGGGAACUCGGAAAAGGUACUGUGACAUCAAUCUGAAUACCGGAGAUUUGAUCACAUCGGAGAGAAUGGACAGAGAAAGCCUUUGUGACAAGAAACCCUCGUGUGUUGUUAAAGUAGAUCUGGUGUUAGAAAAUCCUCUGGAGCUUCAUCGUGUUAGUAUUCAUGUUCAAGAUGUUAACGACAACUCGCCAAAAUUCAGAGAGAAUUUGAUUGCGAUGGAAAUACACGAGUUGGCUGAAAAGGGAAACCGCUUUUCUAUCGAGGAGGCCCAUGACGCAGAUAUUGGUCAAAAUGCUGUUCAAAGGUACAACCUCCAAAAAAAUGACCAUUUCAUUUUAUCAGUGGACAACAAUAGGGUUGAACUCGUGCUGGAUAAUAAACUCGAUCGAGAGAAACAGAAGGAGAUCAAUUUGCUCCUCACAGCUUUAGAUGGAGGCUCUCCUCAGAGAUCAGGUACUGUAGUCAUACACGUCACUGUACUGGAUGCUAAUGAUAACGCCCCAGUGUUCAGUCAGGCCGUCUAUAAAGCCAGUCUGCCUGAAAACUCCCCUUUAGAUACCAUAGUGAUUAAAGUAAGUGCUACAGACGCAGAUGAAGGAGUCAAUGGAGAUGUGACAUAUGACUUUGGUCACGUGUCUGAUAUGUAUGUAAAUUUAUUUUGUAUUAAUCCAAAAUCUGGAGAAAUUAAAGUAACUGGUGUGAUUGACUUUGAGGAAAGUAAUUCCUUUGAAAUGAGAGUGCAAGCUAAAGAUGGUUUAGGUCUUAUCUCAUACGCCAAAGUUAUAAUAGAUGUUAGUGAUGUGAAUGACAAUGCUCCAGUGAUAUACCUGAAAUCACUGACUAACCCCAUACCUGAGAACGUGUCACCUGGUACAGAGGUGGGCAUCAUUAACGUGCAGGAUAGAGACUCAGAGAUUAACGGUCAGGUCCGCUGCUCCAUUCAGCAAAAUGUCCCUUUUAAGUUGGUUCCUUCUAUUAAAAACUAUUAUUCUGUGGUGAGCACAGGACAACUGGACCGUGAACUAGUGUCUGAUUACAACAUUACAAUCACUGCCACUGACGAGGGCUCUCCACCUCUGUCCUCCUCUAAAACUGUUCAGUUAUCUGUAGCAGACAUCAACGACAACCCACCUGUGUUUGAGGAACAGUCGUACAGCGCAUAUGUGAGUGAAAAUAACAAACCUGGCUCCACUUUAUGUUCCGUUAGUGCUCGAGACCCCGACUGGAGACAGAACGGUACAGUGGUUUAUUCUCUGUUAUCCGGUGAGGUGAACGGUGCCCCGGUGUCCUCCUAUGUGUCAGUGAACGGAGACACGGGGGUGAUCCACGCUGUGAGGUCGUUUGAUUAUGAACAGUUCAGGAGCUUUAAAGUGCACGUGAUGGCCAGAGACAACGGUUCUCCUCCGCUCAGCAGCAACGUGACCGUGAGUGUGUUCAUAUCGGAUGUGAAUGAUAACUCUCCUCAGAUACUGUACCCCGCCCCGGAGGGCAACUCCUUCAUGACCGAGCUGGUCCCCAAAGCUGCACACGGAGGCUCUCUGGUGUCCAAAGUGAUAGCGGUGGACGCGGACUCCGGACAGAAUGCCUGGCUGUCCUAUCAUAUAGUGAAAUCCACUGAUCCGGGACUUUUCACUAUUGGUGUCCACAGCGGAGAGAUCAACCAGCGGGACAUUUCUGAGUCUGACAGCAUGAAACAGAACCUUAUUGUGUCAGUGAAAGAUAACGGACAGCCCUCUCUGUCUGCCACCUGUUCCAUGUAUUUACUGAUUUCUGAUAACUUGGCUGAGGUGCCAGAACUGAAGGACAUUUCUUAUGAUGAGAAGAACUCCAAACUGACCUCUUAUCUGAUCAUCGCGCUGGUGUGUGUGUCCACCUUUUUUCUGACCUUCAUCAUCAUCAUCAUGGGUGUGAGGUUUUGUCGCAGGAGAAAGCCCAGACUGUUGUUUGACGGAGCAGUCGCCAUCCGCGCUUAUCUUCCUCCUAAUUACGCAGAUGUUGACGGCACAGGGACUUUACGCAGCGCUUACAAUUAUGACGCCUACCUGACAACAGGGUCUCGAACCAGUGACUUUAAGUUUGUGUCAUCUUACAAUGACAACACACUGCCUGCUGACCAGACUCUGAGGAAAAGCCGACAGACUUUGCUGACCUUUGAAGACCUCGAUACUUCAUUAGAGAUGUUAACGACAACUCGCCACAAUUCACCGAGAAUUGUUGAGAUGGAAAUACAGAGUUCAGCUGAAAAGGGAAACCGCUUUUCUAUCGAGGAGGCCCAUGACGCAGAUAUUGGUCAAAAUGCUGUUCAAAGGUACAACCUCCAAAAGAAUGACCAUUUCAUUUUAUCAGUGGACAACAAUAAGGUUGAACUCGUGCUGGAAAAACUUGAUCGAGAGAAACAGAAGGAGAUCAAUUUGCUCCUCACAGCUUUAGAUGGAGGCUCUCCUCAGAGAUCAGGCACUGUAGUCAUACACGUCACUGUACUGGAUGCUAAUGAUAACGCCCCAGUGUUCAGUCAGGCCGUUAUAAAGCCAGUCUGCCUAAAACUCUCCUUUAGAUACAUAGUGAUUAAAGUAAGUGCUACAGACGCAGAUGAAGGAGUGAACGGAGAUGUGAGUUAUGACUUUCG
This is a messenger RNA of Labrus bergylta (ballan wrasse), 2825 nucleotides long. Lineage: Eukaryota; Metazoa; Chordata; Actinopteri; Labriformes; Labridae. The record is from RefSeq and is a predicted model, not a curated record.